Nelumbo nucifera (sacred lotus) is the source of this 729-nucleotide messenger RNA. RefSeq names its product CCR-like protein (gene CCL). The record is from RefSeq and is a predicted model, not a curated record. NCBI's taxonomy places the organism in Eukaryota, Viridiplantae, Streptophyta, Magnoliopsida, Proteales, Nelumbonaceae. Gene Ontology annotation, cellular component: chloroplast.
ACCCAGUUGAUAAAUUUGGAUCUGCACUCCACGGCUCACAAGCUCAACACCAACUAACACUAACCCAUCAAAAUGCAGGCAGCUCUGUGCUUUGCACCAUCUAUCUCACUUCCAAAAACCACCAGGAGCUUUCAUUCGCCCUUGAGAUCUCCUCCAAAGCUAGAGACCACUCUACAUUCCCGAUGUCCCUCGAUCAAAGCCAGUGCCGUGGCCUAUGACACUUCUUUCACAGUUGAUUACAGCUCCAUGACAUCUGUGUUUCCUGCAGAAGCUUGUGAGACAAUUGGUGGAGAGGCUUGUGAUGUAGAAAUUUAUCCAGAAGUGAAGCUCAAAACGGAGGCCUCCAGCAGCAAUAAUGUAGCAAGAAUGGUUUCAGAAUCAGUUGAUAGAGAGUAUAUCGAGUAUAAUGAUAACCCGAAGACGGUAUUUCCAGGAGAAGCGUGUGAUGAUCUCGGAGGAGAAUUCUGUGAAGCAGAGUAUCAGAAGGGGGUCUACUAGGAGAAACGAGCAAGUGUCAUGGAAAAAAUAAACGAGGAUGAUAUCUCUUUCACCAUACACUUGUUUUCUUUUUAUGUAAAUGGUGAUUAAUACCUAAUGUAAAAACAGAGUUCACUUCGUAUUAUUAUAUAAUCACGUGAAAUUAAGCUAGAUGAGAAUCCUGUUGGCAAAAGCCAAGUGCUUGAUGUUCUCUUUGGAUUUCUUAUCUAACAGGUUAGUAAGCUUGAAUAA